Trichoderma breve is the source of this 1053-nucleotide messenger RNA. RefSeq lists its product as uncharacterized. The record is from RefSeq and is a predicted model, not a curated record. The coding region runs from base 1 to 1053 and encodes 350 amino acids. NCBI's taxonomy places the organism in Eukaryota, Fungi, Ascomycota, Sordariomycetes, Hypocreales, Hypocreaceae. The transcript has 3 exons.
AUGAAGCUCUUCAACCUUGUCACUACCUCUCUGGCUUUUGGCCUGACAAAUGCCUACUUGGUAGCACCUCCGGGCACGCCUGCCCCAGGAGCCGACUCAGGCUGCUCUGAAUGGGUUCAACAAUCCUAUGGACUGACUUGUGCUAUUAUUGAACAGUUCUUUGGCAUGAGUCCAGCCCAAUUCGAGGCAUGGAAUCCCAGCGUUACCCUACUGGGUUCUGGUUGCAAUCUUAUUGAAGGCCUCUAUUACUGCGUACAGGUCAAUUAUGUGUCCAUGUCUUUCCUGUCUACAGGCCCGCCAACUACAACCACCAAAUCAUCCACAGCCUCAACAACCUCCAGCGGGAAUGGCAUCACAACACCAACGCCUACGCAGAGCGGCCUCGUAAGCAACUGUAAUAAGUUCUACAAAGUUGUCAGCGGAGAUAUAUGCGCCAACAUUGUCACUACAUAUGGCAUAUCUCUGGACAACUUUUACGCUUGGAAUCCGGCUGUAGGCCCUUCAAGCACAACACAUGCCUCAUCUACUACUACUCGUGCAUCUACUACUACUCGUGUUUCGACCACAACCACGUCUGGCAAUGGUAUCACCACUCCGACACCUACGCAAAGCGGCAUGGUGUCGAAUUGUGAUGCCUUCUACAAAGUUGUUAGCGGAGAUGGGUGUGCCAAUAUUGCUACUGCCUACGGCAUCUCUCUAAACAAUUUUUACGCCUGGAAUCCAGCGGUUGGUACCACUUGUGCUAGUCUCUGGCCUGACUACUACGUUUGUGUUGGUAUCAAGGGUUCUACAACAACAAAGGCCUCUACAACCACAAAAAUCACUCCGUCAAGCACUACAAAAGGAAACGGUGUGGCCACGCCGACGCCGACCCAGGCAAAUAUGACGAAAAGUUGUAAGACCUUUCACCUCGUCAAGAGCGGGGAUGACUGCUUUGACAUUGCGGCUGCUGCCAACAUCACCUUGGCAAACUUCUAUGCCUGGAACCCGGCUGUAGGCACUAGUUGUUCUACUUUGUGGCCAGAUUAUUACGUUUGCAUUGGAGUUUUGUAA